AUGGCAAAACGUACAAAAAAGGUUGGUAUUGUUGGUAAAUAUGGCACUCGUUAUGGAGCAUCUUUGAGAAAAACUGCUAAGAAGGCAGAGAUCUCUCAACAUGCUAAAUACACUUGCGCUUUUUGUGGAAAGGAAGCAAUGAAACGAUCGUGUGUUGGUAUAUGGCAGUGUAUGAAAUGUCAUAAAAAGGUUGCUGGUGGUGCCUAUGUUUACAGGUUCGUGAUUUUUUUAUUGGUUUUUUUAAUUUCUGCUUUUGUCCGUUUACUUUUAUUUUGGCCCAUUCAAAGUAACCCAAGAGUAAGACAAUUUAGCUAG
This is a messenger RNA of Meloidogyne enterolobii, 315 nucleotides long. NCBI's taxonomy places the organism in Eukaryota, Metazoa, Nematoda, Chromadorea, Rhabditida, Meloidogynidae. The record is from the annotation of a GenBank genome assembly.